Caretta caretta (loggerhead turtle) is the source of this 1070-nucleotide messenger RNA. The record is from RefSeq and is a predicted model, not a curated record. Lineage: Eukaryota; Metazoa; Chordata; Testudines; Cheloniidae.
AGGUUCAUGUUGGGGAGAGGCCUAAAACGCAAGCUGAGUGACUAUGAGGAGAACGUGGCUGGUCUCUCAAGUGCCUUUGAUUCCAGUCGAAAUCUGCCCUAUCCACUUAAGAGGCAGUUAGUGCUGAAUAUGUGCCUCACUAAACUACAAACUUACAAAAUGCUGGUGGAACCAAACUUACACCGUUCUGUGCUCAUAGCCAACACAGUAAGGCAAAUUCAGGAGGAAAUGAGACAAGAGAGUAGCCAGCAGCCAAUUAAUGUAUGCAAUGGCACUCCCAAUCCUCACAGCUACCCAGGAAUUGAUUCAUCUGGAAUUUCUUUACAUUUGCCUUCAGGUAGUAACCAGCAAGAGUCUAACUGUUGUAACUCGUGGUCCUCAGAAGGCCCAAUUGAAAAUAGCCUGCUGAUGGUUUCAGAUGAUGACAUGUCAUCUGCCAUUUCAUCUAUUCUGAAGGAUUUGGACUUCAUGGAAGAUAUAAGUCCACCUACUUCUUUGGUUCCAGCUGGAGAUGAUGAGCCGAAGUCUCCAGAAAACACAUGUCUAAAACUAGAAGAUGAUAGACAAGAUUUGAAGGGAGCAGAAUGUGUAUUUGGUUCCUUUGAAAUUUCGAAUUCAACCAGUUACUUAAAAGAUUUGGCUAUAGAUGACAUCUUUGAGGAUAUUGACACUUCAAUGUAUGAUUCAGACUUCUGCUCUCCCCCACUAAUGGCACCUAGACCACCUUCUGCUGCUACAGAAGAAACAUUGAAAAGCUUCCCAUCUUGCAAUUCUUCCUCAGCAAACAAUAUUCCAAUAUGUAGAACAGAUUUGAGUGAGUUGGACCAUAUCAUGGAAAUUCUUGUUGGAUCUUGAUAUUUAUUUUUUUUUAACCAAAGAUACUUUCCGUACUGCCACUUAACAUUGGUUUGAGGAUAAAGCCACUGGCUGGGAAAGCUGCAAGGAAUUUCUUUUAAAACAGAACACAAUUGUCCACAAGUAGUUCUUAAAAUGUCUCAGUUAAAAUCAAAAAAAAGUGGCAGUUUUUAAAAUGAAAUUAUUUAUUUGAGAAAUUGUGCAAUCAUCUUUUU